AUGGAAAUCCUAACUAAUCGCUUGAUUGGUCUUCUUGGCAUCCUGCUACUGCUCGUCUUUGUGGCAUUGGGUUUAAUGGUGUUCAUGGGAGCUGCCGGGAUGAAACACCUUCUCCUUCUCCUUUUUGUUUUCUUUUGUCUCACUCAAUGUGAGAAUAGACCACUCCCGGAAUACCAUCUUGGCGACUUCGGAAACGCUCUCUUCGCUUGGGAACAAGGUUUCAUUCAAGAAAUUCAGAGAUUGAGACCAGUCGACCCUGAACAAGAAAGUACUACAAACUCAGUUGACCAGAACUUCACGUUUGAGGAAUUCAAUCAGUACAUGCAGAAGCUUCGUGUCUUUGCCUUGAUUGUCGCCCUUGUCUUCAUGUUUCUCAUUUUUAUUCAUGUUAUCUACAGCGACAUGGUGGCAAGAGGAUGGGUUCUUUAG
Molecule: messenger RNA, 429 nt
Organism: Caenorhabditis remanei
Lineage: Eukaryota; Metazoa; Nematoda; Chromadorea; Rhabditida; Rhabditidae
Exons: 4
Coding region: 1-429 (142 amino acids)
Source: RefSeq, a predicted model, not a curated record